Gossypium arboreum is the source of this 1176-nucleotide messenger RNA. Its product is annotated as TPD1 protein homolog 1. The transcript has 4 exons. The record is from RefSeq and is a predicted model, not a curated record. Gene Ontology annotation, biological process: cell fate determination. The coding region runs from base 328 to 846 and encodes 172 amino acids. Lineage: Eukaryota; Viridiplantae; Streptophyta; Magnoliopsida; Malvales; Malvaceae.
CAUUUAAAAAAACACAAAAACAAAAUAAAUUUGAAAACUACAUAAAUUACCCCGCUGCUCUUUCCUUCGUCUUCUUCCUUUUUCUCAUCUCGAUUUCUCAAGCCAAAUCAGAUUAAACAACCCACCCCUAAAACGCACGCGUUUCGUAGUUGAUUGUACUCUCCGAUCCAUCCUUACUAUAUCUCGAUUUCCCAAGAUUUUCAAGUAUCUGAAGCACUCACCACUGCUUAUCUUUUUCAAUGGCGUUUUAAGGCCACUCCACUCGUUGACCUUUUGACUUGGUUUUCCAAGUAUCGGGAUCUGAUGUCAUAUAGGUAACUUUGACCGAUGAAUCGGCGAUUCCUUUUGGUACUACUGUCCUCGGUUUCCACCGCCGUAUUAUUCCUCUUCCUCAUCGUGCAAUUUCCAGGUGAGAGUGGUUCAUUCGGGUUGAAGUUGAUGGGACUGAGGAUCAAGCAAGGAAACAACACAUUUUCUGCACUACAUCGCAAGCUUCUUCAUGGGACAACAAUGAAGGAACCGAACCGACUUCCAGGGGAGAAGUGUACCAAGGCAGAUAUAGUGAUCAACCAGGGAGCCACUCGGCCACUCCCCACUGGCAUCCCGACCUACACCGUCGAGAUCAUGAACAUCUGCGUUACCGGCUGCGACAUCUCUGGAAUUCACUUAAACUGCGGCUGGUUUAGCUCCGCCCGUCUCAUCAACCCCAAAACGUUCAGACGCCUUCGCUACAACGACUGCCUCGUGAACGACGGGAAACCAUUGAUCAAUGGUGGAACAGUCUCCUUUCAAUACGCCAACACCUUCCUUUACCCUCUUUCUGUCUCCCGCGUCAUUUGUUCUUAACCGUAAAGAUUCAAGAGCUCAACCUAUACAUGUUGAUAUCUCUCUCUAUAUAAUCCCACUUUAAAGCAAGAAUAGGUUAGUGAUUAGUUUACAAUACUGGAUUUUCAUACCUUUAGUAUACGUAUAGACCCUUGUGAGCUCAUCCAUUUAGUUUAAUUUGGAGAAUAUGCUUUUGAACUUGGGUGUAAAUACGAGGUAUGAAUCCGAUAUGAAUGUCUAUUUGGAGGUACUGAUUUUGAGAUUUGAUACUAUACCGUAAAAGUGUUUGAACUGGUUUUGUAGUGAAGAUCUACCAUGAAUAUUGGUUGUUGCUGUUCGUGAGUGUGUAUA